Didymella exigua CBS 183.55 is the source of this 1212-nucleotide messenger RNA. RefSeq lists its product as uncharacterized. Bases 1 to 1212 code for a protein of 403 amino acids. The record is from RefSeq and is a predicted model, not a curated record. The transcript has a single exon. NCBI's taxonomy places the organism in Eukaryota, Fungi, Ascomycota, Dothideomycetes, Pleosporales, Didymellaceae.
AUGAACGACUACCCGCAACUGCAACAUGUCUCACCUCUGGCCUCGAACGCGAGCGCGCUCUCAACCACUGCUACAGAGAAGGCUCAGUCUGCAAUCUCGUUUCUCGAUCUGCCAGCAGAAAUUCGAAAUAUGAUCUACUAUCACCUCUUCCCCGAGGGUCGCUCGGCGGUGCAGCUCCUGAAGCGCUGCAAGGGAACGGGCUUUAUCUCCAUGUCCGAUCGCCUUGGUAUCAUGGCUACGUGCAGUCAGAUCUAUGAGGAGGCGAAGAGCGUCCUGCGAUCUCAGCAUCGAUUGAUCAUCGUCAUGCCCAAGACACUCGAGGGGCUGCUUCAGAGUGUCUGGAUGGAAGACGAGGUUUACUAUGACGCAGACGACAUAGACUUCUUCCCUAACUUCAUCCUCCAACACGUAAUUGCUCCUGAAGGGAUCCGUUUGGAUUACGAUCUUGACAAUCGAACAUUGAUCAGAAAUACGCCAGGGCUCCUGUACACCAAUCAAUGGCUGCGCAACGUAUGUAUCUCGGAUCCUGCUGGCGCUCAAAUUUCAGCCACUUUGAGAACUACAACAGCAAAAUCUACUUUCCAGGACUUUGAGACGCUGGAGUCAUGGAUCAAAGAUGGACACGCCAAUUCUACUUCCUGGAAUGAGCCAGUGAACUUCCACACCACGAUUUUUCUAGCAUUCGACAUCAGCGUUCACACCGGGUCUGAAGAAGUCCGACUCGAUGCAACUGCUUUCUUACGUGCAACACGCAGGAUUUUCAACCCGUACAUCGUACAAGUGGAAGUCGGAGUCUCUGGAAAUUGGGAGGUGGGCCCUUCCCCGGUCACUGAUAUUGAGAGGAGGGUGUUAUUAUUCAUGUGGAAGAUAAUCCAAUGUCAUCCCGAACGUCGAACUGAACCAUGCCCGAUCAUAUGGGUCGACGAAAUGCUCCUACCUCGAGAGGCGGAGUUUGAUGGCAAGAACAGCGAAGUCCGCGUUGUGACCGAUCGAGGGUUGUUGGAGCAUGAGGCACCAAUGGAUCUAGUUACUGGUUCGAAUCAUGCGGUGGAUGUCCUGGUACAUUUGGGGGAUCCAGACUACAGUGGAUCAGAAGAGCCGACAGAUUUCAACGCCACCCUUCUUGAGGUAGAUUUCGAUGCGGGCUCACUGCUUGGAGUCGCAGCGGACCUCGCUCGGCGUAUCGAUGACAGCGCGAACACCCUUUGGUGA